AUGGGCAGCGAGCCUCAUGCGGUUCCCAGACUUGCGCUUCGACAACGUCGACUACCCGUAAAAAGAAACGUAGCUGCUGUCUGCAGCACGCCCGCAUUUCGCCUUGUAGUCUCUCGACUGGGCUCUUUUGGUUGCCGGCUCUGUGGGUUAUGGAUGAGGGCUGCAGCAGGUGUCUGCUUGAAAUCACUGAGAUCUUGGGUUUUUCUUGGUUCCACUAGAGGUCACCAGUGUACGCUGUCUGGCUUGGUUGCCCGUACUAGUCAGCAGAGAGGACAAGAGGUGUUUUGGCGUCUAGAGCGGACCUCGGAAAGCGUGCUCGUACCAACACGACGUUGGUCGUCUAGUUGGCGACGAUACGUUGCACAUCAGUCGACAGGCGCUGCAGUUGAAUCAAAGAGCACAGUGGGAAAGGCUGAAGAGAACCCUGCCGAAGCAGCAGAGACUAUUUCUGUAACCUUUGUGGACCGAGAGGGCGUGCGGCACGCUGUUCGAGCACCGAUCGGCUCCUCGAUGCUGGAGGUUGCACACGAAAACCACAUUGACCUGGAGGGUGCCUGUGAAGGCUCUCUUGCUUGCUCCACUUGUCACGUCUACGUCAGUGAGGAACACUUCCGACGCCUACCCGAGCCCACUGACGACGAGAACGAUAUGCUCGAUCUUGCCUUUGGGCUGCAAGAGAACUCGCGUCUGGGCUGCCAAGUCAUAGCGACGAAAGAGCUAGACGGCAUGGAACUGACCCUCCCGAAAGCUACUCGGAAUAUGGCAGUUGAUGGGUAUGUUCCGAAACCACACUAG
Molecule: messenger RNA, 795 nt
Organism: Cyanidioschyzon merolae strain 10D
Lineage: Eukaryota; Rhodophyta; Bangiophyceae; Cyanidiales; Cyanidiaceae
Product: probable adrenodoxin
Exons: 1
Coding region: 1-795 (264 amino acids)
Biological process (GO): P450-containing electron transport chain
Cellular component (GO): mitochondrion
Molecular function (GO): 2 iron, 2 sulfur cluster binding
Source: RefSeq, a predicted model, not a curated record